AUGAAUGAUAAGCCGCGGCAGCCUUCGAUGAAGAACUCGGCGGUGAUGGCUACUAUUUUAGCGACAGUAACUGUAUCUUCAUGCCUCGUUGUCUUCCCUCUUCUUUUUACGCAUUUGCAAUCACUGGAAAGUCAAGCUCAAAGCGAAAUCGAUUUUUGUGAAAUGCGAAUUGGUGAAAUGUGGAGAGAACUUCUGGAUAUGCAAAUCGGUGAUGAUGAUGAAAGGAUCGCACGUUUAGCAAGAGCUGCUUCAACUUCCAGCAAACUUUCACAAGACAAAAAAAAGAACAAAAAGAAAGCAAAAGCGAAAAAAAUUGGCGAAGAGAAGAAUGUGUCAUUACCUGCAAAAAAAUUGGCUGAAGCAAAAGAAACACCCGUCAAUGAAAUGAAAGAGAAAUAUGAAGACCGACAAAGACGCCAGAGUAAUGGAUGUUGCACAUGUGCUCGAGGUCCACCUGGUCCACCAGGGUCACCAGGAACUGAUGGCGCAGAUGGGGUCGACGGAAUUAUUGGCGAUAUUGGACCACCUGGAGUUGAAGCACCCUUAAAUUAUGAUCCAGCAGCUAGAUUUCCACCGCAAUGUCCUUGCGAGUCACCUACAGGCCCACAGGGUCCUCCUGGACCUCGAGGACAACCUGGAACGUCCGGAGAACCUGGGCCAGCAGGUAACGACGGAGCACCGGGGGAAAGAGGCAGUCCUGGUCCUGUUGGCCUACCUGGUAAAAAUGGCAACGCUGGUAGUGCUGGUCCCCCUGGACAACCAGGCCGUGCAAAUCAGGGAGAAAUGGGACCUCCAGGUCCUCCUGGACCUCCAGGAAGACUUGGUAAUCAAGGACCACGAGGACGCCCAGGAGCACCUGGUAAUUUGGGUGAAAAUGGACGGCAAGGAGAAAAAGGCCAAAAUGGCAUGCCAGGGAAUCAGGGACAAGCAGGACCAAAUGGAGCAAUUGGUGCACCAGGUAAUGAUGGUCAACGAGGUCGAUGCGACCAGUGUCCUCCUCCCAGACUUGCACCUGGAUAUUAA
Dracunculus medinensis (Guinea worm) is the source of this 1023-nucleotide messenger RNA. NCBI's taxonomy places the organism in Eukaryota, Metazoa, Nematoda, Chromadorea, Rhabditida, Dracunculidae. The record is from the annotation of a GenBank genome assembly.